AUGGAACCAUACAGCCUUGAGGAAGAGGGGGCCCUUCCAUCAGAAGGGCACGUCCCCUCCUCUGAGAGUCAAGGGCUCAACUGCAGUGACACACUCAACCGGGACCUGGGCCCCAGCACACGGGAACUGGGCCCUAGUACUCGGGACCUGCUCUAUGCUGGCCUAAGCGGUUUGGACCUUGACCCCAGUCUCUCAUCAGAUAUGCCCAGUGAGGUGCUGGAGGACAAUCUGGACACCCUGUCCCUGUACUCAGGAAAGGACAGCGACUCUGUGAAGCUUCUGGAAGAGUAUGCAGACUCUGAAUCCCAGACCUCCUUACAAGACCUAGGGCUGGGUGCACUCAAGGUGCCUAAAGAAGCUGACGAAGGAGGCAGGGCCACUGGGAGUACAAGGAAGGGCAAGCGGCAGCACAGCUCACCUCAGAACCCGCUCUUGGACUGCAGCCUGUGCGGGAAAGUGUUCAGCAGUGCCAGUUCCCUGAGCAAGCAUUACCUGACGCACAGCCAGGAGAGGAAGCAUGUGUGCAAAGUCUGCAGCAAAGCCUUCAAGCGCCAGGACCACCUGACGGGGCACAUGCUCACCCACCAGAAGACCAAGCCCUUUGUGUGUAUCGAGCAGGGCUGCAGCAAGAGCUACUGUGACUACCGCUCACUGCGCCGACACUAUGAGGUCCAACAUGGAGUAUGCAUCCUGAAGGAGGCCCCACCAGAAGAGGAGGCUUAUGGGGACCCAACCCACAACCAUGAUGUGGCCAACCAACCUCCACCCAGUGGCCUGAGGUCCCUGGGGCCCCCAGAAGCUAGGUCCCCUGGUUCUGUCUUGCCCAACAGAGACCUCCUUCGCUGUAUUGUAAGCAGCAUCGUCCACCAGAAGAUCCCCUCUCCUGGCCCAGCAGUGGGGCCUGCUGAUACUGAAGCAAGGAGCUCGGCCUGUGCCUGCCCUGCCUCACUGGGGCCAUCAUUGUGUACAGUGGCCAGCACCCCAGUGGCUCCAGGAAGCCUGGGCUCUGAGAUUCCUGAGGAAACUCAUCCCCAACGGAAGGAACCUACCACUGACGUGUUCACAGCUGUCCAGUCAAGGGCAGCUGAGAACAGUGCCCCUGACCCGCCAGAGUCAGAGUUGGAGUCAGAGUCUCCACGGAUUCAAAGGCCAUCCUCCCUGGAGGGCUGGCCAGAGGGCAGCUCUCUGCCUGCCUGCCUGCCUCUCUUUCGAGGCCACUCAGUCCCCUCAGGAUCCCAGCCUUCCAGCCAUAACUUCCAAUGGCUCCGGAACCUGCCUGGCUGUCCCAAGAACAAAGGCAGCAAUGUGUUUAUGGUCCACAAGCCCUCUGCAGUGCCAUCCCGGGAGGGCUCUGAGGGGGCCUCUGGGCCCAGCAGCACUCCCACCACAGUAGAGCCUUCACCCAGCCUGGGUACCAACCAGGAGGACCUGCUACCAUUUCCUCCUGCACUCCUGAAGGCACCUGGUGAGGCCUCCAAUGACGUCCGGCAGACUGCUGGGGAAGAUGACAGCUGGGCUCCCAAGAAGAGCAAACCGGACUGUGAGUCAUUCCCGUGGCAGAGCCCCACUGAACUUGGCCUCCAAGAUGCACAGAACUCAGGUGGGCUCCCCUCAGAUGCCACGCCCCUCUUCCGGCAGCUGUUCAUGAAGUCACAAGAGUCUCUGGUAAGCCAUGAACAGAUGCAGGUGCUCCAGAUGAUUGCCAAGUCCCAGCGGAUCUUUUCCCACACCCAAGUAGCUACAGCCUCAGCCCAAAGACCAGGGCCUGAGGGCAAGCAGUCAGCCCUGAAGCCAUUGCAGGGGCCAUGGCCACCACAGGCCCUUCCACCAGUACCCACUGUUGAGUCUUUCCAGAUAGGCCCUGGACACUCAGAGCCAGAGGGAUCCCCAGUCCGCAGGAGGAAAACCAUACCUGCAGUGUCCAGAGAAACAUCUCCUGGUGGCCCGAGACGAGACACAAAAGGAGGCCCUAAAGUAGCCUCUGCACCACCGUCCCUCACAGGGCCAGCUUUGCACCCCUCCCGGAAUCCAGACAGCUCUUCGUUGGCUAAAGGAACCUUGGACCUGGGGGACAUUCUCCCCAGUGCAGGCUCACGGCAGUCCCAGUUAGGUGGAGAUGAGCCAGCUGGAACCCAGCCGGUUGGGAAACAGGGGCAAGCUGAGAAUGGCUUGGCUUCAGGGCCUAUGAGAGCUGAAAAGGGCCCAGCCUGUCCCCGAGGUGGAGGCUACAGGCUCUUCUCAGGCCACACCAGGGCCCAGAGAUUCUCGGGUUUCCGGAAGGAGAAAAUGAAGAUGGAUGUGUGCUGUGCAGCUUCUCCCAGCCAGGUGGCCAUGGCCUCCUUCUCUUCGGCUGGGCCUCUGGCAGAUCCUCCCCGGGACAUGAAGUCCAAGCUGACAAUCUUCAACAGAAUCCAGGGCGGAAACAUCUACAGGCUCCCCCAUCCAGUGAAAGAAGAGAGCGUGGCAGGUGCAUGCCAUCAGCCAAAUGGGGCUCCCACAGACUGGUUGGAGUCAAAGAGUACUUUCGUGUGCAAGAACUGCAGCCAGAUGUUUUACACCGAGAAAGGACUGAGCAGCCACAUGUGUUUCCACAGUGACCAGUGGCCAUCACCUCGGGGGAAGCAGGAGCAGCAGGUGAAGGAACAAGUGGUGGCUUCUGUGGUACAGGGUUGGACAGGCUUUGUGGAACAGAUGAAGAGACAGUGCCAUCCAUCUCAGGUUAAAAGCAGCAUCCUGGCAGGGAUGGAGGGUGACAUGAGGGCCAGGCCAUCUGUGCAGGCCUGCCACAGCCCUGCUGGCCCUUGCACCAGCUUCAUGGCCUUUCUGUGGCCUCGGGUGACACCUGUGGUGCUGUCCUCUCUUCUUCAGGGACAAGAAAAAGACGGGGAAGAGAGAGACAGCAAGGAGAGCAGCCAGUACAGAAAGCGGAAGAAGCGGCCCCAACCCAAAGCCCUGUUUGCCCCUCCUGCACCCUCUGCCCUUGGGGAGCCAGGCCCAGGAGGGUGCCGCCAGAGCUGCCCGCGUCCUCCUGUGUUCCUGGUGGACCACCUCCUGAAGGGCUUGUUUCAGUGCUCCCCCUACACACCGCCGCCCAUGCUCAGCCCCAUCCGUGAGGGUUCCGGGCUGUACUUCAACACGCUCUGUUCCACAUCCCGGGCUGGGCCCCACCUCAUCAGUCCUGUGCUUGACCAAGUGGAUGGCUCCUUCAGCAUCUGUGUGGUGAAGGAUGACACUAAAAUCAGCAUCGAACCACACAUCAACGUUGGAAGCAGAUUUCAGGCAGACAUCCCAGAACUGCAGGAGAGGCCACUGGCCAGAGUGGAUGAGAAUGUAGCUUCUCUGGUCUGGAAGCCAUGGGGAGAUGUGAUGACCAACCCAGAGACCCAGGACAGAGUGAUGGAGCUCUGCAACGUGGCAUGCUCCAGUGUGAUGCCGGGAGGGGGCACCAACCUGGAGCUUGCCCUCCACUGCCUGCAUGAUGCCCAGGGCAGUGUUCAGGUUGCCCUGGAGACUCUGUUGCUCAGAGGACCCCAGAAACCUCGGACUCACCCGCUGGCUGACUAUCGCUACACAGGUUCGGACGUCUGGACCCCCAUGGAGAAGAGGCUCUUCAAGAAGGCAUUCUGUGCCCACAAGAAGGAUUUCUACUUGAUACACAAGACGAUCCAGUCUAAGAGCGUAGCACAGUGCGUUGAGUACUACUACAUCUGGAAAAAAAUGGUUAAGUUUGACUGUGGCCGAGCUCCUGGGCUGGAAAAGAGGGGCAGGAGAGAGCUGGAUGAGGUAGAGAGGACUGAAGACAAGGUCACUUGCAGCCCCCGGGAGAGGCCCGCUCACCGCCCAACUCCUGAGUUAAAGAUAAAGACCAAGAGUUACAGGAGGGACUCUAUCCUUCACUCCAGCCCAAGUGCAGUCCCCAAGCGUACCCCUGAGCCCCCAGGGAGUGUGGAAAGCCAGGGCGUGUUCCCUUGCAGAGAGUGUGAGAGGGUGUUUGACAAGAUCAAGAGUCGGAACGCCCACAUGAAGCGCCACCGCCUGCAGGAGCACGUGGAGCCCGUCAGGGUGAAGUGGCCUGUGAAGCCCUACCCGCUAAAGGAGGAGGAGGAGGAGGAAGAGGAGGAGCUGGGGGCUGACAUGGGCCCCCUGCAGUGGUGACUCCUUGCUGGAAGCUGGUCUGCAAGGAGAGGGGAUCCAGAAUCUGAGCCAAUGCCUGGGUCUCUCAGAAGCGU
Acomys russatus (golden spiny mouse) is the source of this 4229-nucleotide messenger RNA. It is a transcript of the gene Znf541, whose product is annotated as zinc finger protein 541. Bases 1 to 4155 code for a protein of 1384 amino acids. Gene Ontology annotation, biological process: regulation of transcription by RNA polymerase II; negative regulation of DNA-templated transcription. Lineage: Eukaryota; Metazoa; Chordata; Mammalia; Rodentia; Muridae. Gene Ontology annotation, molecular function: transcription corepressor activity. The record is from RefSeq and is a predicted model, not a curated record. Gene Ontology annotation, cellular component: transcription regulator complex; histone deacetylase complex. The transcript is spliced from 14 exons.